UUAAGACAUGGACAGAAAAAUAUAGAAUCUGGAAAUAUUUGGAUGGUAAUUAAUUUCUUUAGAUUUAUGUAUUUAUAUAUUCACAAACUUAGCUUGAAUUUAUUUGCAUACCAUAGCAGAGUGUGCCUAGUUAAAUUUGUACACCUUUUAAUUUUUCAAAUGAAAUUGUACCUACUGCUGAAAAAAAUCAGACAUUAUUUUUGUUAAACUAUCAGAAAUGUUUUUAUUUUUCCAGACUCUAUGUUUUUAACAUACAUAUGGCAUUCCCAAAUUGCUAUUGAUAAGGGUUUUCUUCUACUGAUAAUUUAAAAGUGAGCUCAGAACUCUUCCUCAGGCUUAAUUCGGAUGCAGACAUCUCAACCCACUAGUUAAUGAAGUCCCCUAUAGAAAGAACUUUCUUACAGGUUGAAGCUGAGAAUUGGGAAACAAAUAGCAUUGGGAGAAAAUAAGUAGACUUUGAUUUUGGAAAUUGAAAGGGGGAUUUUAAAGCAAAGCUUUGAAAUAAUCACGGCAGCAUAUCAGUAUGGGAAAACAAAAUGGAUCAUUUUGACAAAUUGGGUCACCAAAAUUUUCAAAUGUUAUGGGGCUGGAAAUAAUAACGAAAUUAGUGCAACUUCCUGAAUGGUUUAAAGAGAUGUACAUGUAAAGUAAAGUUAAAGUUAAGUGUAGUGCAUUGAUAUUAUUAUGCACUCCCUCCUACCCCCCUUCUUGUCGAUCUAUUUUUAGUUUUUUUUCCCAAGACUUACCAAACUUCUGAGUUUCUGUCGCUUUUAAUAUUACAGUUACUACAAGUAGAUGGAAAACACUCGUUCUAAACAUAAUAACGAAAAGUCACCAUUUGGGGGAAAACUAAGGCGGUAAAAGCCAGUUGUUGAGAAACGGAUGGUCAUGUGGCCACGAAUGAUUAGUUCUAUCAGGAAAAGUUUAAUUAACAGCCACCCUGCAUAGCCGAGGCUACUAUGUGGUCAGCCCGGCCUGGCAGGCUUAGGUGAGCUAGGCACAGAGCUAGUGUUCUGUUGCCCGCCCCGGGGGACUACACCACCGCACCCGGUAAGGUGGGGUGAAUAAGCAAAGUCAGAGAAUAAUUCUAUUUUCGGAGUUUAACUCCUUUUAACUAAAAUGACUUUGCUGAGGGUAGUCUGGGGUGGAGUCUGGAAUACCAACUGGCGUGGAGGCAGAAGGCGAUGGAGGGGCCCUAGAAGUCAGCCCCUGAGCCUGGCAUGCCUACUCCUCCGUCCCCGUCAGCAACAUGAACUCCGGCCUGGGCUCUAUGAACUCCAUGAACACCUACAUGACCAUGAACACCAUGACCACGAGCGGCAACAUGACCCCAGCUUCGUUCAACAUGUCCUACGCAAACACAGGCCUGGGCGCCGGCUUGAGUCCGGGCGCCGUGGCUGGCAUGCCGGGCGGCUCCGCGGGCGCCAUGAACAGCAUGACGGCGGCGGGCGUGACGGCCAUGGGAACGACGCUGAGCCCGGGAGGCAUGGGCGCCAUGGGCGCGCAGCCCGCGGCCUCCAUGAACGGCCUGGGCCCCUACGCGGCUGCCAUGAACCCGUGCAUGAGCCCCAUGGCGUACGCGCCGUCCAACCUGGGCCGCAGCCGCGCCGGGGGCGGCGGCGACGCCAAGACUUUCAAGCGCAGCUACCCGCACGCUAAGCCGCCCUAUUCCUACAUCUCGCUCAUCACCAUGGCCAUCCAGCAGGCGCCCAGCAAGAUGCUCACGCUAAGCGAGAUCUACCAGUGGAUCAUGGACCUCUUCCCCUAUUACCGGCAGAAUCAGCAGCGCUGGCAGAACUCCAUCCGGCACUCGCUCUCCUUCAACGACUGCUUCGUCAAAGUGGCGCGCUCCCCGGACAAGCCGGGCAAGGGCUCCUACUGGACGCUGCACCCGGACUCCGGCAACAUGUUUGAGAACGGUUGUUACUUGCGCCGCCAGAAGCGCUUCAAGUGUGAGAAGCAGCCGGGGGCCGGGGGCGGCAGCGGGAGCGGGGGUGGCGGCGGCGGCGCCAAGGGCGGUCCUGAGAGCCGCAAGGACCCCUCGAGCGCCGCCAACCCCAGUGCCAACUCGCCCCUUCAUCGGGGCGUGCACGGGAAGGCAGGCCAGCUAGAGGGCGCGCCGGCCCCCGGGCCGGCUGCCAGCCCCCAGACUCUGGACCACAGCGGGGCGACGGCGACAGGGGGCGCCUCGGAGUUGAAGACGCCAUCCUCCUCGGCUGCGCCCCCGAUCAGCUCGGGGCCCGGGGCGCUGGUAUCUGUGCCCCCCUCCCACCCGGCGCACGGCCUGGCUCCCCACGAGUCCCAGCUGCACCUGAAAGGGGACCCCCAUUACUCUUUCAACCACCCUUUCUCCAUCAACAACCUCAUGUCCUCCUCGGAGCAGCAGCACAAGCUGGACUUCAAGGCAUAUGAGCAAGCACUACAGUACUCGCCCUAUGGUGCUGCGUUGCCCGCCAGCCUGCCCCUCGGCAGCGCGUCGGUGGCCACCAGGAGCCCCAUCGAGCCCUCAGCCCUGGAGCCGGCCUACUACCAAGGUGUGUAUUCCAGACCCGUCCUAAACACUUCCUAGCUCCCUGGGACUGGGGGUUUGUCUGGCAUGGCCAUGCUGGUAGCAAGAGAGAGAGAGAGAGAGAGAGACAGAGGGAAAGAGUAAAAUCAACAGCAAACAAAACCACACAUACCAAGCCGACAACAGCAUAAUAAAAUCCCAGCUAUUUUUAUUUCAUUUUUUGUGUGUGUGCACAAUCUUUUCCCCAGUGCAGGACUGUUACUUUGUUAUUGUAUUUGAAAUGCCUUGUGUAUAUUAUUACAGAGAAAACCAAUCCCAAACCAACAAAUUUUUUUUCUGCAAAGUUUAACAAUCUGCAAAUGUAUAUAUAAAAUCCUCCUACUUCCUUAUUCCUUUCCCUUUCUUCCCUCUUUCCCUCCAGACACGUACUAGUCUGUGCAGGGUUUAUUUAAAGAAAGAAAAAGAAAGAGAGAUGAUCAGACUUGUAAAAUAUUUGUUUGUGCUCUCCCCCCAUCACCUGACCCUCCACAAGUUUACAAGUCUAUGGCAAUACUCUUAACCAUAAGAACUAAAAGGGUGAAGAAACAAGUUGACACUAGGGGCUAUUAAAAGUAUUUGAAGGACAACACUGCUGUUAUGCAGCAAAACAUAAACUGAUUAUAAACAUCAGAGCCAUUUGUUAUUCAACUUCCAUUUCUGAUACAUUCAGAUAGCAAAUGUCUUAAAAUGAAAUACAUAUAUAUUAUGUACGAACUUAUUUAUGCACAUGCUCAACUAUGUAGACAUCCUCCAUAUAUUUGCAUAACAUGUAGAAAUAAUAGGUUAAUGAUAUACAUGGGACAUUUUCAAGAGUUGCCUGACCAAGAAGUUACAAAGACACCCUCCUCCUUGUCUUCUCCACCCACAUAUAGCCAACCCUGAGAAGAAUUGCCAUCUUCAGUAACUCUGCUCCUUGCUUUGCAGAGUGCCAUUGUCAUGUCAUUCUGAGGUCACAUAACAUGUAUAAAAUUAGCUUUUAUGUAUCCGUACCAUUUAAAUAAUAUUUUUCCAGGAAAAAAGGAAUAUUACAAUGUUGGAGGAGAGAUGAGUUAUAGGGAGUGGUAUUUCAAAAUUUGGUCCAAAAUUCCAAAAUCUAAAUGAUUGUGGCCAUUUUAAUUAUUGCCAUUGUGUGCUUGUUUCAUUCAGUGUUAAUGCACUUUUCACAGUUGGACAUGGUGUUAGUAUAGCCAGACGGGUUUCAUUAUUCUUCUUUGCUUUCUCAAUGUUAAUUUAUUGCAUGGUUUAUUCCUUUUUUUUCCUUUAUAGUUGAAAUUGCUUUAAAUGAUGGUUAAAAUUACAAAUUAAAAAUGUUAAU
Molecule: messenger RNA, 3863 nt
Organism: Neogale vison (American mink)
Lineage: Eukaryota; Metazoa; Chordata; Mammalia; Carnivora; Mustelidae
Gene: FOXA1
Product: forkhead box A1
Exons: 2
Coding region: 1250-2569 (439 amino acids)
Biological process (GO): cell differentiation; anatomical structure morphogenesis; regulation of transcription by RNA polymerase II
Molecular function (GO): transcription factor binding; RNA polymerase II cis-regulatory region sequence-specific DNA binding; DNA-binding transcription factor activity, RNA polymerase II-specific
Source: RefSeq, a predicted model, not a curated record